AUGUCUCCCUGGCAUGCAGAACACCCCAUUCUUGCAGAGGUUGGCCUGAGCGAAUUCCACCAUCGCAAUGGCCUCGGUGUGUCCAUGCCACUCUGCUCCCUGGACGGCAUUCAUUCACACCGGAGUAACGACGCGUUCCGCCCGCACAAACAGGAAAUACCUCGUCAUCUUCAGGUCUGGGCACCACCAAGUCUGCUCGCUCUCAUGUCAUGCUCAACCACCUCCCCAAGCUGCACAACGGCAGGGACAUUGUGUUGGUGUGCGCGUGCCAGUGGUUUGGCGAGGAGCGCAUGGGCCGUGAGGGGGAAGAUUGGAUAUGACCCCUCGUGUACGCAGGCAGAAGAAGAGUUCAACAAGUACACGUGCACGGAUCUGGCGCUGAAGACCAAGUUUGGGCUCAUCAUCAUGGCUGCGGGUGCCAUCCCGUCAUUGUCGUCGACCACUACGUGCUGGUGCGUAUGGAUGAAUGGCACAUGGUGUGUGUGUGUGUGCGUGUGUGUGCGUCUUCCGAGGAUCCUGCGGUCGAUCCCUGAUGAGGUGGUGGAGAUGAUGCCGAAACGCGUUGUGUUGUGUUUGAGAAGUUCUUCAAGUCCCUCUCCACCCAAGUGCACACAGCGCUGGAGUCUGCCAGGAUCAACCUGUUCAGCGGCGACAACGCGUGGCAGGGCCCUUGAGCCAGCAGAUGUCACCCCUCCUGCACCAACCACCACUGCUCUGAUGGGAUGAACAGACGAGCGCUGCCAUGCGAUGACCAUCCAGCCACGCUUGUGCGGCUGUGGAAGCAGCAACACCAACACACACAAACAAGCAAGCGAUGAGCAACUCACUGCUCGUCUUUCCCGCUCUUUCUCGCCCUCCCUGACGGCCAUCACAACAACAACAACAGCAGCAGCAGCCAACAUACCCUCCACCGCCGAUGCAGCAGCAGCAGAGAAUGCACCACCACCACCACUUGCUGCUGAACACAUUCCCCGACCAACCAACCCAUCGCCCACUGCUGCUGGCGGAAGCUGGCUGUUUGCAGCUGGUAACAGGUGGCGACAGCACAAGUUGCAUUUUCGGCUGGAAGCAGAAGUAGCAGAGGUGAGG
Molecule: messenger RNA, 1089 nt
Organism: Salpingoeca rosetta
Lineage: Eukaryota; Choanoflagellata; Craspedida; Salpingoecidae
Exons: 9
Coding region: 1-726 (241 amino acids)
Source: RefSeq, a predicted model, not a curated record